Molecule: messenger RNA, 414 nt
Organism: Haemonchus placei
Lineage: Eukaryota; Metazoa; Nematoda; Chromadorea; Rhabditida; Trichostrongylidae
Source: the annotation of a GenBank genome assembly
AUGGAGCAGCUGCAUGACUCGGAUGAGGGAUUACAGAUAGAAGACGACCUCGUGAACAUCGACGAAGACGCCCAGGUGGGGAACGAGAGCAGCAUCGAAACCAGUCUCGAAGAGCCAGGAGAUUACAACCAAGAUGGCGCGGAGGCAAGGAAUGCGGCAGAAAGAAAUGAUCCCGAAGGGGAACAUGAUAUUUGGCAUGAAGAGCAAGGAGACGACGACGCAGACGACGUUGAAGUGAGGAUCGAGAAGGAAAGGAUCAAUCUUGAGAAAGAACACGAGAUCCGUCCCCAAGAGCACGGAGAUGUUUCCGAAGAAGAAGAUCCCGAAGUCUGCAACGACGCGCAGGCUGCUGGAGUUCAACCGAUCCAUCAAGCACGUGACGAAGUAGCCGAGUUACUACUGCAUCUACAAUAG